AUGCAGACGCAGGACUCGGCAGGUCGCUCGGGAAUCUUCGUCCUUUUCCGACGCUGUGUUAGCUCCGCGUUUGGCCCGCUGUGGCCAGCUGUGGCCCCGGUUUUAGCCCGGGUGGGUGGCGUGUCCAUGAGGCUGCUGCUGAAUCAUCCAGCUGACUGUGACGUGACCAACGUAAACACCACACGGGACCAGAGCGCAGACGUCAUCGCCACAUGUCGACUGCGCUUUGGUCGCGUGUUAGUCGCGGAGAUGCCACUGCUGCCUCGUGAGGUGGACAAAUACAAUGGACUGUCCCUGCUGUACUGGAUGAUGAUGGGUCCCCAUGGAGUCUCGCGGACCGUCCAUCGCCUUGAGUUCCACGACUGCCGCAGAGGAUUGGGAGUGAAGAUCAUUGGAGGAUUCAGGGAAUACAGCGGAGAAGACUUUGGGAUCUACGUAAAGAGAGUGGUCUCAGGAGGACUGGCCUUUACUGACGGUCGGCUGAGGUCUGGAGAUUUGAUACUGGACGUGAACGACACAAGUUUAAUCGGAGCCACAAACGACAGAGCCGUGGAGAUCCUGAGGAAAGCAUCUUUGACCAAUCACAUGACUCUGCUCAUCUCCAGAGACGAGAAGGCAAAACGUGAGUUCCUGGAGCUGAUGGACACAUACAGCCUCCCUAUAUACACUCACAGCGGACUCCCCUCUCCACAGACCUGCUCCAGAAAAGACCACACCAUUUCCAAAUUGACUGACAGCUCAUCCAGAUCCGAGUCGCCACAGCUGCUGAGUCCCACUACUAUGAUCAGCGACAGUGUGAUCCGGCUCGUCUGCGUCUCCAAAGCCUCUGGUCUUGGUCUGGUCAUAAGGGGCGGAGCCAAUCGACCUGACGGACCAAUGGUGUUCAUCCAGGAAGUGCUCCAGGGAGGAGACUGUCACAAGGAUGGGCGCCUCCUCCCCGGUGAUCAGCUCAUCUCUGUGAAUAAAGAGUCUCUGAUAGGAGUCACGUUUGAAGAAGCAAGAACCAUCCUGUCUAAAACCAGACUGAGACCGGAGCCCACAGUGGAGGUGUCCUUCCUGCGUCCUCGUCCCUCUGGUUGUUCCCCGGGUCCUCAGAGUCCUGUAGGAGCCACAUCAGCAGCUCGUUCCCAGAACAGGCCUCUGUCUCUAGGGACACAGAUCAGCAGGAGCCCCCCUCAGUCUGAGACUCUUCCAGAAGUCCGACUCAGUGAGAUGAGACUGAGUCCCACAGUGACUGAUGCAAGCCCAGAGACCCAAGACACCUCCCAGACCCUGGAGACUUCCCAGACCCUGGAGACUUCCCAGACCACUCGCAUUCUCUGUGAUGUCACAGAAGAAGAGGAGUCCGGACUCGAGCCGGAUAAGACCUCGGACCUGCAGCCUGACACUGAGCCUCAGAUGGAGCGCUUGAAGACUGAUCAGGCUGAGGCUCUGGUGCAGCGGCUGCAGGAGCAGCUGUGUGAGUCGCAGAGAACACAGCGCUACCUGCAGGACAAGCUGGACUCACUCAGACAGGAGCUGGACGAGGCCUUGGAGCAGAACCAGACCCUCAGAUCUGGACUGGACCAGGCCAAAGCGGUUCAGAAUCAGACGAAAGACAUGGAGCAGGACUAUGAAGAGGUCAUCCACCUGCUGGAGUCAGAGAUCGCAGAACUGAAGACCAGAGAUUCCCCAAACCAGGACCAGUUGCAGAGGAAUGUUGCUGUGCUCCAGUGUCAACUUCGCAAAAGUGAAGAAUCCAAGAAGAACUUUGAGACGUGUGCGAGGAACCUGCUGAGCUUCACCCAGAACGUUGAGGAAUUUCUGCAGGAAAACCACAAUCCACAGAACAGCAGCACUGCAGACCUCCCUCCAGGGGGCGCCUCUCUCUCUCCGCGGCAGAAGAAAAAGAGUGCGUUCAGUGCAGCGUUGCGUUUGGAGGCGCAGGAGCUGAGCAGAAGUCUGUGUACUCUUCUACAGUCUGACUCACCAACCAUCUGA
This is a messenger RNA of Knipowitschia caucasica, 1980 nucleotides long. The record is from the annotation of a GenBank genome assembly. Lineage: Eukaryota; Metazoa; Chordata; Actinopteri; Gobiiformes; Gobiidae.